Molecule: messenger RNA, 1194 nt
Organism: Ilyonectria robusta
Lineage: Eukaryota; Fungi; Ascomycota; Sordariomycetes; Hypocreales; Nectriaceae
Product: actin cytoskeleton-regulatory complex protein END3-domain-containing protein
Exons: 3
Coding region: 1-1194 (397 amino acids)
Biological process (GO): actin filament organization; endocytosis; actin cortical patch assembly
Cellular component (GO): nucleus; actin cortical patch; plasma membrane
Molecular function (GO): protein binding; calcium ion binding
Source: RefSeq, a predicted model, not a curated record
AUGGCUCCCAAGAUCGAGGCGGCAGAAAUCGAGACCUACUGGAACAUCUUCUCCACUCGGACAGGCGGCGGCAAGUUUCUGACUGGCGAGCAGGCCGCCCCCGUGCUCAAGAACAGCGGACUGCGCGAUGACCAGCUUGAGCGGGUGUGGGACCUGGCGGACGUGGACAACGAUGGCAACCUCGACUUUGAGGAGUUCUGCGUCGCGAUGCGAGUGAUUUUUGACAUUCUCAACGGGGAAUACGCCGACGUACCGACGACGUUACCCGACUGGCUGGUGCCCGAAUCCAAGGCUCAUCUCGUACAAGCGAGCCGAGCGAUCACGGGGAAGCAAGUUCAGUUUGAGCAAGUGGAGGAUGACGACGAAGCCCUCGGGCUCAAGGACGGGUUUGAGUGGUACAUGAAGCCUCAGGACAAGUCCAAAUAUGAACAGAUCUACCAGGAGAACCGGGACAUGCGCGGCGAGGUUGCCUUCAACACUCUUGAUAGUCUCUACGAAUCACUCGACGUCCCCGACACUGAUGUCCGUUCUGCCUGGAAUCUGAUUAACCCCUCCGCCGGAUCGACAAUCAACAAGGACGCAUGCCUUGCCUUUCUGCAUAUUCUCAACUACCGUCACGAGGGCUUCCGCAUUCCCCGCACCGUACCUGCAUCUCUCCGCUCGAGCUUCGAGCGCAACCAGAUCGACUACCAGGUCGAUAACCAGCGAACAGGUGCCAACUCCCGAUGGGCAACAAAGGCCGACGAGACGACGAGCACCGGCCGCAAGGCCAAGUUUGGCGACCAAUACCUGACGCGGUUGGGCCGCAGCGGCUUCAAGUCAGCGGGCACGGACUUUUCAACAGAGAAGACGGAGGAUUGGGAGGAGGUCCGACUGAAGCGCAAGCUCCAGGAGCUAGAGGAUAAGAUGAAGAAGGUGGAGGAGAUUGCGGAGCGUCGAAAAGGAGGCAAGCGCGACUCCAAGCCCGCGCUCGUCAAGAAGGAGUUAGACCAGCUGCUGGAUUACAAGCGGAGAGAACUGAAGGAACUGGAGGAGGGCACAGGCAAGAGCGCCGUGGGCGGGAGCCUAAAGAGCGUAUCGGAAGAUCUCCAGACGGUCCAGGAGCAGGUGGAUGGCCUGGAGGGACACCUGCGGUCGCGGGAGCAGAUCCUGGAACAAAUCCGACGGGAGAUUGAGGAUGAGAGGCGAGGAUAG